Molecule: messenger RNA, 6915 nt
Organism: Brenthis ino (lesser marbled fritillary)
Lineage: Eukaryota; Metazoa; Arthropoda; Insecta; Lepidoptera; Nymphalidae
Source: the annotation of a GenBank genome assembly
AUGGAGAGUUCCGAAGACGAUGCGGGUGCCGCGACGAACGCUUCCCGCCGCGUAUCGGCGCGGGAAAAGGACGUUGGACAGAUUGAGGACGUCAAUGCAACUAGUAGUUUUCAGCAGGAUCCAUCUGAACAGAGAACAUCUUGUGAAACUCCCGCAAUGUCGGAAGAUAAUUUUGACGGGGAUAGUGUUCCGUCACCGUCGACGCAAGAUGUCAACACAAGCACGGAAGCGAUUUUGGACAUGAUAGAUGAGAUCGUCGACGGGCCUGGAGCACCGAAGCGUCUGCCUUUUGCCUUAGAAAAUGACACCGACAGUAGAUUUGCUGGUGGGGGAGAUUCCAAUACAAACGUAGACAACACUGUUAAUGAUGAGAAUUCAUUAAAAUUAUCUCACUCAGCCCCUGCCACAAGUGCCAAAAUUAAUGAAGAACAAAGUUUACCGACAAAUUCAUCAAACAUACUCACUACUCAAAAUGCAGUUUUAGCUGACGAGAAAGAGGACUGUGUAGAAUUGCCAGAAAAUAGUUCAUUAGCACUCAAUAGUGACAGGAAAGUAGUAUCAAUAGAUACUCAAAAAGAGACAGUGUCAUGUUCUGAGGAAACUCAAGACUCAAUUUCAGUUCCAAUUGUACCUUCGAGCAGAGUUUUACAGACAGUUCAAAGUGUAUCAGAAACUGAGAGUGCAUUGUGUGAAAGGACAGUGAAAUGUGUGACUUCUAGUGAUAAUAGAGACAAUGUUGUUGUGGAAAGUGCUGAGUCAACAUCAAGUGACAAUAGUAUUAGUGAUACAAGGAUCCCUGUAGAAUCUGCUACAAGAUCUCCAUUGAGACGGAGACUUGUCCGGCCCUUGCCAAACCGACCGGAUUCUACUGUUUCUUCUACAGUAGACUCAAGUGUUAAUAUCAACACAUCAGAACAGGCAAGUGAAAGUAUUGUUAAAGAUGUAUCUAGCUCUUCAGAUGCAGUGCCUAUUGUACAUGGUAAUGUUAAGCCAGAAGAGAUUAGAAAUAUUAGUGAAGUUAGUAUCUGCAAAGCAGAAACAAGCAGUCCUUCAAAAAAAAUUAAACUUAUUAGACAAAAAAUUGUACCCCAAACAUGUCAAACACAGACAGAUCGUAGAGUUGAUAGUGAUCCACUUACAGCUCAAAUAGAUCAAUGCCAGUCAACAUCUGAGGCCAUUAAUAUCGCUCUUAAUUCAUGUGCUGAGCCAGUACUUGAGAAUAAAGCAUCAAACUUAGAAAAUCAAUGUGAUAUAGAACCCAACAUCAUACUUUGUAAAUCUCCGGAUCGAACUAAAGAAUUAAUACCAGAAAGCACAAAUGAGACCUGUAGUAAAAGAGAAGAUGUAUUAGAAACAUGUUCAAGCAUUAUGACAAAUAUUACAGCUGAAAAUAGUAAACAAGAAGUUUCUAAAAAAAAUUCUCCUUUAAAUAUUGACCUAUCUACUGCAAAUACAUCAGAAACAAUUGAAUCAACAAGUCAACAUAUAGAUAAAGAUAAUGUUGAUGUAGCAACUACAAAUUUAGAGGAAUCUGAUGUAACAAAGCAGGUUCCAAAAUUAACAAUAAAAUUAGGUAAUAUAAAUGCAGAGGAAAUUAGGCCUCCAGUACCGAAAUUAACUAUAAAACCUCUCAGGCCCCCUGCUGAGGUUGAAUCACAAACUGACAAAAAUGUUAAAGAGCAAGUACCUCAUGUGAAAAAGUUAAAUAUAAAACCAAUUACUCAACCUGAAAAAAUAAAUGAAAUCCAUCGAAAGUCCAGUAGUAGUGAAAUUUCUGAAUCUGAAUAUUCUGAAAAUGAUGAGAGUGCUAGUACAUCAGAUCAGGCAUCAGCUUCUGACCAAGGUACUUCAGAUAUAGUUCCUAAAGUAACCAUAAAACUUGGCAAGCCGGGAACUGAAUCUGAAGGGCAAUUUUAUACUGAAAAAAAUGUUCCAAAACUCACAAUAAAAGUAAUACAAAAUAAUGAUGUUCAAGAACAACCAUCUCCUACAAAAUUAAAAGUGGUUCUUAGUCAACCUGAAGAUACACAAGUUGACAAAGUACCAAAAUUAACAAUUAAGACUGUGGCAAAAUGUGAGAGUCAACCACUUAGCCCAAAAUUGAUUAUUAAACCAUUAAAGCCUCCAGAUGAUCUAAAUAAAGAAAAUGCAUCUGAUCAUUGUCAAAUUUCAGAUAUAGCAAAAUUUAAAACAUCAACAGAGUCUUCAUCUAAUGCGGAAAAUAAAGAAGUGCAUGUACCUAAAAUCACUAUUAAGCCAGUGACUAAGUCUUAUGAUAGCCCUGAUAAUAUACCUGUAGUAACAAAAUUAAAUAUUAAGCCCUUAAUAAAACCUGACAAUAUUGAUUUAUCUGAGGGCUCAGAAGAAAAAGUUCCUGUAGUUUCAAAAUUAAAUAUUAAACCUAUAGUAAAACCUAAAGAUAGUGAAAUAGAUAGUAGUAAAGAAGAUGUACCUAAGAUUACAAAAUUGAAUAUUAAACCCUUAAAAAGCCCUGAGACAAAUUCUUCUGAAGAAAAAGACUGUGAUGUUAAAGCUGAUGUAGAUGAAAAUAGUAUACCUGUUGUUACUAAACUUAAUAUUAAGCCUAUUGUUAAGCCAUUAGAUGAAGAUAUGUUAAGAGAUAAUGAAAAUCAAUCAUCUGAAACUGGAAACUCAAGUGAUGACAAUGCUGAUCAAAUACCUAUUGUUACAAAAAUUAAUAUUAAACCUAUAUGUAAACCAAAUUAUGUGGAAGAAUCAGGACCAAGCAAUACAAAGGAAGAUAAUAUACCAGUUAUAACUAAAUUAAACAUUAAGCCAUUAAUUAAGCCUGAUGAAAGCAUAUCCCCACAAUCUCCAAAAAAGGAAAUCUCAAAAAUGACCACUAGUAAUAUACCAACAGUAACAAAAUUAAAUAUAAAACCUAUCUUAAAGCCUGAUGAAAUAAAACAUAAGGAAAUAUCUGAAGAUGAUGAUGAGAUAUCAGCAAAAAAUCCUCCACUAGUAAUGAAAAUUAAUAGGAAAACAGUUGUCAAUGAAGAUCAAUACACUAUAGAUAAAAAUGAUCAUGAACAUUGUAAUAAUGUUAAUGAUCCGAUGAUACCAGUUGUUUCAAAAGUAAAUAUAAAACCAAUAGUGAGAAUUCCAGAUAAAAUUUUAAUAGAAGAGUUAAAUGAUGAUUUAAAAAAACCAGAUGCUAUCUCUAAAGCAAGUUUAAAACAUGUUGAAAUGAAUGACAAUAAAAUCAAUAAUUUGGGGUCUGAUCAAAACUGUGUUAAUGACUUAGAAGAAAGUUUGCCUUGUGUUAAAGGAGAUAUUGCAGUAAUAGCCUCAGUCAAAGAAAAUGCUUGUGAUACAAGCAUAGUAACUGCAGAAAAAUCACAGGAAGGUAAAACUAUCCCAUUACAUGCACUAAGCAGUAGCCCACAGCAUAAAUUUUCUAAGCCCAUUUUGGAAAAUCAAGCUUCACAGGUUACUGUACAUAAUGACAAUGUUGAACCAGAUUCAGAGGCAAAUAUUACUCUAAAAAUAUCUACUGAAAGGCUAAAAGUCAAAAGCACGCCUAUGAGGCAGAAUUGUACUUUAUUAAAAAAAUUAUUAGAAAAUCGAAAAGAUAAAGGACCAGAAGGGGAAGUAGGAAUUAAAAUGAAUGCUACUAAAUAUUCAUCAUCUAUUGUAAAUGAUCCACCAAAAUCACCUACACAAAAUAUAAGUAUCGGAAGUGAUUUACUCAAAGAAAGAUUGAAUUUGGAGACCAAGAAUGACACUGUUGAAAGUAACCAAAUGAAAGAAAGUAAAACCACUAUUAUUGGUUGCAACAUACCACUAAAAGUUCGUUCAAUACAAGAAUUAUGUAAAGAAGCAAAUGAACAUUUGACAAAACCCCUUGAAAUUAAUAUUUCUGAUAAAGUUUCAUGUCAUAGUCCCGAUCAAGAUUCUCCUAGAAUAAUAUUAAAAAUUAACAAAACUGAUCAAGGUGCAUCAGCAAAAAUAAUCACAGAAGAAAGUAAAAAACCUGAUGGCCAAUCAUAUUCCCCUAAGAAUACUCAUGAUUUGAUGAAUGAUACACAUCAAAAGAAAAGCCUUUUAAAUAGUAGGAGAAAACCUCAUGUGGAUACCCCGAUGCCUAUGGGUAAGAGAUUAAGGAGUUCGAGAAUCCUCCAAACUUCAGAUAAAACACCAACAAUGAGACGUAAUAUGGGAAAAAGAGCUUCGACAAGUGAACCUGAAAGUCCUCCAAUAAAUAAGGAACCAGAGCUUUCAGUGUUGGAAACAAAGAGAUUAAAACUAGGUCAACUGCUGUCUAACAAAUCACUGACAAUUACUCCAAUUGCUGCAAAAGCAUCACCUAUAUCUCCACCAGUCAACCCUUUGGAAAUCAGACAAAGCGGUAGAAAUCAUUCACUUUUAAAUAAUGAAAAUUGUGCUAAAAAUGGAAGCUCCAAACUACAUAACAUCUUGUCAAAUUUACAAGCGAAACAGUUACACGCUCUUGAUCUUAUUCAUCCUGAAAACAAUCAAAGUUCGAGUCCUGAUUUGAAAUCGAGUACUUCAGCUGAAAGUCAAGAGCUAAUAUCUGAUAAUACAUCAAUGGAUAAAAGUAGACCUGAGGUCCAAAUGAUAUUUCAUGACAAUUCUGAAUCUCGAGAUUUUAGUGCACCUGAGGAAAUGGCUAGAGAUCCUCUCGAAGAUGACAGUUUAAGAAGUAAUGAUUUCAUACAAGACAUUCCCAAGCCCGUAGAUAUGACGCCACAACCUAAAAAGCGUGGACGUCCACGAAAGCUGCCGGUAUCAGAAGGCGCGAAAACAGUUGUUACUCUACCCAUCCCGGCACUAGAGGAGCGACCGCAACGAUCGCUUCGGUUAUCAAGGGAUCGUCCGGUAAUAUUAGUAAAGCCUAGAGGGAGAGGACGUGGGCGAGGUCGAAGACUCGACACGGAGUCAAGCCCCGCACCAGCAGAUCCAGUCGAAACGGCCAAUAAAUUCUUCGCAGAACAAAAAUCUGAAGAAGAGAUCGAUCCUACCAGCUCUCGAAUCAAAUUGCCGCGAAUGACUGAGGCACUAGAUAAGAUGCCCUCUGUCUGUUCAACGCCCCUCACGAGUAGGAGACGAACCUCUUCAGAUAUGCCGUUCUUCGGCAGUACUCCGGACUUGAAAGUGGUUUUGGAAUCGUCGCUUCCUAAAAUGGAAGACCCGUUUUUAAAAUCGCCAGAGAUGAUAAGCGAAGUGAGAGGUCGUGGGAGUCGAGGUGGAAGAGGGAGUCGCGGAGGCAGAGGCCGCGCCGCCGCACGUAGUCCACGAGGACGAGGACGAGGUAGAGGUGGCGGUAGAGGGGCUAUGUAUAUGAAGGAAACAAUGGGUAUAUAUGGGAGAGUAUGUGGUCCCGCAACCACCACAGUCCAAUUAUUUGAAGAAGAAACUUGCAUGAUGGAUGACAAUGCUACUCCUGCUAAACCCUCACAUUUGCUUGAUGAAGAUUCACAGAGUUCUGUCAAGAGUUCCACUAAUGACAGCAAUAAAAUGAAAAAGUCAAAAUUUGCAGAUUUGUUUGAUAGCAAUAAAGUAUGGACAGCCGCUGAUGUCAAAGAAUACACAUGGCCACCACCUGAAACAACAGAUGGAGAACAUCAGGUCAUGAUGAUUCAAGAGCAAGUGGCGAUGUUUCUGGGCGUCAAGAGCUUUAAACGGAGAUAUCCUGAACUAAAACGACGAACCAUUACUGGAGAGGAAAGAGGCUAUGUACUCAGUAAAGGGCUUGUUACGGAGGCUCUUUGCGAUCUGGGCAUAACAGCAGUCGACGCUAGUGAAGUACUUGACAUAAUGCUGUCAGACUAUCCUCACAAAUAUGAAGAGUUCCGAAGUCAUCAACGAGAGAAGCAACUCGCAGAACCUACUGAGGAUAUUCCAGAAGAGACCAAGUCUGAAGUUAAGACCGAAAAAAUAGAUACUAAAGAUCAAAAGACGGUCGACACUAAGCCUGAACCACCGAAAAUUGACCCAGAAAAAACUAGACAGGACAUGGCGGCCGCGGCGAUAGCAUCCGCGAGCGAGUACAACGCGCGCAUGAACGCGUCGCGUCGGCCCGCGUGCGCCGACCUGCAGUCGCUGACGGUGCAGCGCCGGCGAGCGGCCGCGCCGGCGCCCGCGCCCGCGCGCGUCCGCGUGCGCCCGCCCGCCGGAUUCUACCCGCACGCGCUGCUGCCCGGACAGUACCAGCACGCGUACCGCGUAUACACGCCGCAGGACCUACGGUACUUCCCGCUGAACACAGCGCUGGCGGCGCCGCCCGCGCCCGCGUCGCCGCCCGACUCCAGCUCCGACUCGGACGGCGGCUGGGGCUCGCGCAGCUCCGACUCGGAAUCCGACCGAGAACAGCAUAGGAAUGCUAAGCGGAAAAAGCUAACAAAGACGAAGCGUCACAGCGCCGCAGAGCCGCCGGCCAUCAAGGAGGAGGAUGUGGUGGACACGUGCCGCGCCUGCAAGCUGCGCCUCGAGGCCAACCGCAAGUACACGCACGAGCGGUUCCUUGUAUGCGCCAAUUGUAACGCUAAGCUGCACCCGUCGUGCGUGGAGCUCGGGCCGGACACGAUCCGCAAGUGCCGCGAGUACGCGUGGCAGUGCGCCGAGUGCAAGACGUGCUGCGCCUGCGCGCGCCCCGCCGACGACGACAAGAUGCUCUUUUGCGACCUCUGCGACCGCGGCUUCCACAUCUACUGCGUGGGGCUCGCCGCCGUGCCUACUGGUCGAUGGCACUGCGUGGAGUGCGCGAUCUGCAAGUCGUGCGGCGCGCGCGAGCCCGGCGGGCUGGCCGGUGCGGCGGGCGCGGCGGGCGCGGGCGCGGCGGAGUGGCACCACCAGACGCGGCGCGGGCCCGGCGGGCACAAGCUGUACUCGCACUCGCUGUGCACGCCCUGCGCCAGGUCUGCAUCUUGUCUA